This is a messenger RNA of Microplitis demolitor, 2808 nucleotides long. RefSeq names its product ionotropic receptor 25a (gene Ir25a). Gene Ontology annotation, biological process: monoatomic ion transport; modulation of chemical synaptic transmission; synaptic transmission, glutamatergic. Gene Ontology annotation, cellular component: plasma membrane; postsynaptic membrane. The record is from RefSeq and is a predicted model, not a curated record. NCBI's taxonomy places the organism in Eukaryota, Metazoa, Arthropoda, Insecta, Hymenoptera, Braconidae. The coding region runs from base 49 to 2697 and encodes 882 amino acids. The transcript is spliced from 4 exons. Gene Ontology annotation, molecular function: glutamate-gated receptor activity; transmitter-gated monoatomic ion channel activity involved in regulation of postsynaptic membrane potential.
AACGAUGAGGAAAACAGUUUAGCAAACAAUAGUGUAAAAAAUGCACUUAUGGGUAUAAAAGACAAAGACAAAACGGUAUUGGGUAACAUAAUUGUUGUCCAAAUAAAUGGAUCCGAUCCCAAAGGAAGUUUAGACAAAGUUUGUGCUGCAUGGGAUCCAGCGGUUCGUGAUGGUGGUCCAGGUGUACCAGAUUUAGUUCUUGAUACAACACGCAGUGGUUUUGGUGCCGAAGCAAUUAAUUCCUUUACAGCUUCUAUUGGAGUUCCAACUUUUUCUUCACAAUUUGGUCAAAAAAAUGAUUUAAGACCCUGGAAUGAUGUAACACCUGAUCAAAAAAAUUAUCUUGUUCAAAUAAUGCCACCCGCUGAUCUAAUUCCUGAUGCAAUUCGUCAACUCUGUUCCGAAAUGAAUAUCACAAAUGCUGCAAUUAUUUUCGACACAGAUUUCGUUAUGGAUCAUAAAUAUAAAAGUCUUCUUCUUAAUAUUCCAACCCGACACGUUAUUGUUCAGUCUAAAAUAAAUACCAAUGAAAUUUUAAAUCAAUUACAGCGAUUACGUGAUCUUGAUAUUGUUAACUUUUUUAUUUUGGGUGAAGAAAUAACAUUAAAAAGUUACUUGGAUGCUGCCGAAAUUAAAAAUUUUACGGGACAUAAAUAUGGUUGGUAUGCAUUGACGAUGAAUGAAAAUUUAGAUUUAAAAUGUGAAUGCCGAAAUAUAUCUGUUGUAUUUUUUAAACCAAUUUUAACAACAUCGAAUCAACAACAUUUGAGUACUCUAACAACCCAAGGUCUAUUACCAUCACCCUGGUUAGCAUCUGCUUUUUACUAUGACUUUGUACGCGUCGGAGUUGAAGCAAUCAGAUCAGUUAUUAAAAAUAAUAAAUGGCCAAAUGAACCCUAUCAUAUAACUUGUGAUGAAUUUAAUGGAACAAAUACACCAAUACGUAAUUUAAAUUUACUAUCACAUUUACGGGAAGCUACAAAAAAUGGAUUUGAACCGACAUUUGCUGGAUUUAGUUGGGGUAAAAGUAACGGUGAACAUCAUGCUCAAUUUGAUAUGCGUAUACAAAUGGUAGUUAUUGAAAAUGGUAAUAUUGUAUCGGCUGAUGAUUUGGGCACCUGGAAAGCAGAUAUUGAAUCACCUUUAAACCUUACAGACACUGAUUCAAAAGUUGCAAAACACACGGCAGUAACAAGUUUUCGUAUUGUAACGGUACGUAUUGCACCAUUUGUUGAUAUUAAUGCAACAGGACAUUGGGAAGGUUAUUGUAUCGAUUUGAUAAAUGAAGUUCAAAAAAUAAUGAAUUUUGAAUACGAAAUAUAUGAAUCACCUGAUGAUAAAUUUGGAACGAUGGAUGAAGAUGGUAAUUGGGACGGGAUGAUUAAGGAAUUAAUAGACAAACGUGCUGAUAUUGCAUUGGGUACAUUAUCUGUUAUGGCUGAACGGGAAAAUGUUGUUGAUUUUACUGUACCAUAUUAUGAUCUUGUUGGUAUAUCAAUUCUUAUGAAGAAAAAAAAAGAAGAAACGUCGUUAUUUAAUUUUUUGACGGUAUUAAAUCAAACAGUGUGGUUGUGUAUAUUAGGGGCAUAUUUCUUUACAAGUUUGCUAAUGUGGAUUUUUGAUCGUUGGUCACCGUAUAGUUAUCAAAAUAACAAAGAAAAAUAUAAAGAUGAUGAAGAAAAACGUAUAUUCCAUUUAAAAGAGUGCUUGUGGUUUUGCAUGACAUCACUGACACCUCAAGGCGGGGGUGAAGCACCGAAAAAUCUUUCCGGACGAUUAGUUGCUGCUACCUGGUGGCUAUUUGGAUUUAUCAUUAUUGCAUCAUACACAGCUAAUUUAGCGGCUUAUUUGACUGUUGCACGAUUAGAGCAACCUAUUGAAUCACUUGAUGAUUUGAGUAAACAGUAUAAAGUACAGUAUAGUCCGAUAAAUCCGUCUGAAGCCUACACUUAUUUCAAACGAAUGGCUGAUAUUGAGGAAAGAUUUUAUGAAAUAUGGAAAGAUAUGAGUUUAAAUGACAGUAUGUCAGAAAUAGAACGUGCUAAGUUAGCGGUUUGGGAUUAUCCAGUAAGUGAUAAAUUUACAAAAAUGUUUCAACAAAUGCAAGAAGCCGGAUUUCCUAAAAAUCGAGCAGAAGCUAUUGGACGUGUUCGUAAAGAAAUUCCAAAAUAUAAUAACACUGAUUUUGCAUUUAUCGGUGAUGCCACUGAAAUACGUUAUUUAGAAAUGACAACAUGUGAUUUAAUUAUGAUUGGGGAUGAAUUUUCACGUAAACCAUAUGCUAUGGCUGUGCAGCAAGGAUCACCCUUGAAAGAUCAACUAAAUAAUGCGAUAUUGAAACUACUUAAUCAACGUAAGCUGGAAACAUUUAAGAGUAAAUGGUGGAGCAGGAACCCAUACAGAGUUGAUUGCACGAAAAAGGAUAGUCAAAGUGAUGGUAUAAGUAUUCAAAAUAUAGGAGGAGCUUUUAUUGUUAUAUUUGUCGGUAUUUUACUUGCUUGUUGUACUUUAGCUUUCGAGUACUGGUACUAUCGUUACAGACCACGUGCUCAAGCUAAAAAACUUAAAAAGUUAAAUAGUAAAAAUGGUGGUGGCAAUAAAAUAUCAUCACAGCGUAUUAAGCCAACGAGAUUUAAUCUAAAACCAGCUCGUAAAGCUUUUGAAGAUUCAGGAACUGAAUUUCGUGCGAGGUUUUAAAUAAUCAAAAUUUUCCGCUUAGAAUUUUUCUAUUUUAAAAUUACGAUAUUGUGCCUUGAUAUUAAAAUACCGGAUACGGGUUUCAUGGUUACGUGGGAUCAAUUGUUACAA